CACCGUUACAUAGGACAUGACCUGCAACUGUGUGGCCUGCCAAAGGGAAGUUGAAGCUGGAAACAAACCAGUCCACGAUAAACAGUUCACCAACUGUUCACUACCAAUAUCCACCGUUACAUAGGACAUGACCUGCAACUGUGUGGCCUGCCAAAGGGAAGUUGAAGCUGGAAACAAACCAGUCCACGAUAAACAGUUCACCAACUGUUCACUACCAAUAUCCACCGUUACAUAGGACAUGACCUGCAACUGUGUGGCCUGCCAAAGGGAAGUUGAAGCUGGAAACAAACCAGUCCACGAUAAACAGGUAUUGAGUGCGAAAAAUUGAAGCUAGAAAUUGGCUUUGUGAUUGACCGAGAUUAUUACAGUUGCUAAUAAUCGUCUCACAGUACAAGGGCUUCAAUUGGCAUCUCGUGUAUCCAUUUCUUAUAUGCAAAUAAACUUAUAUACUUAUAUAUAUACAUAUCUAUAUACAUAUACAUAUACUGCCUAUGAAGUGAAGGAUACAGUGGGACCCGAGGUAGAGGAACUUAUUUGUCGCCAAAUAAUUUGCGAGUACUAUUUUUCGGUUUAUUUUCGGGAUUUUUUCAAAAAAUCAAACGAAAUUGCGGUUUCUUAAUCAGCCGCAAUAUUUUCAAAAAAAAAUUUUUUUUUUUUUUUCGACAAUACAAAUUUUGUUUGAGCAAAUUUUGAGUUCGCUGCUUAUUUUCGUUGGUUCUGGUCAAGUUUCAGCUAUUAUAUACCUAUUUCAGUAUUUAUCGCUUUCGUUUUCGUUUUCGUGCUGACAAACUUCCAGAACCGUUUUCAUUUUACAAAAGCCACAUGCUAAAGCAGCGAACUUUAAUCUCAAAACAUGAGUAAACCAAAGUCGGCUAUUUCAAGUCUCUCUCCAAGUAAGGAGAUGAUUGAGUUAAAGUCUUUAAAGCGCCAGAGAACCAGCAUAGUGCGCAUAAAAACGGGUCUCCUUGAAAAGACCAUGUCGCUAGAUCCAAUCGAAUUAGAGUGCCGACUCGACAUAUUGAACUCCCACAGCGAAAAACUCAUGAAAUGUCAGUCGAAAAUUGAAACAUCUUUUACUGCACCUCAAAGCUCGCGACUACCAAAAAUGUCGUUACCUACGUUCAAAGGAGAAUAUUCCGAGUUUCAAAACUUUAUGAGUCUGUUUGAGAGUUUCGUGCACAAUGAUCCCACAAUCCCGGAUAUUGAAAAAUUUAAUCAUUGAGUAUCAUGUCUAUCCGGUGAAGCCUUAGGCACAGUGAAGUCCUUCCAAAUGUCGGAAGAAAAUUAUCCAAAGGCGUUGGCAAGUUUGAGAAAGGUGUAUGACAAUAAAUGCCUGAUAUUCUUUAAUACAGUGUCUAAACUUUUUGAAUUGUCAAAAAUCCAAAGGCCUUCUGCGUCGUCUUUGCGAUCAAUGAUUGAUACAGUGUCUGCAGUAUAUGACUCCCUCUUAUCGCUGAGUGGCGAUAAACUUAUUUCAAAUGCGAAGUUGGUUCACAUAGUCAUGUCGAAGGUUGAUCCCACUACUCGGUCAAAGUGGGAGGACAACUUGACUAAAGCUGCCGCUUUGGGCUGAGUGUGAAGCUAUGCUAAACAAGAGAUACCAGCAUUUAUCAGCUGAAGAAGCUUCCUCAUCCCAACAAAGGCCAAAUAAUGAAGAUACGCGGCAGAAAACAAAAAAUCAACAACUGCGACACUCAAAGACAACAUUUAUCGCGACGAAUUCCAAACUGCCGACUUGCCUUCACUGUGGUUCUAAGGAUCAUUAUUUGACAGCUUGUCCAAAAUUCCAAGCGCUUACUGCACUUAAAAGAUUUGAAUUAGCAAAAUCUAUUUCCCUGUGCAUAAAUUGCUUGCGCAAGGAACAUACGGUCUCAAAGUGCAAAGCAGAUCGCUGUGGUGUAUGCAACCGUUCGCAUCACACCAUGUUGCACCAAUAUCCGAUCUCCUUUGAGACCGAGCCGCAACCUUCGACGUUACAGGCCAUGCAUAUUAGCAGCCUGUCUGACCGAGUCAUGUUAGCUACAGCCGUUGUUAAUGUAAAGGCCAGCUCCGGUGUUUACGUGUAAGCGCGAGCUCUACUUGACUCCGGUUCUAAAGUCAACUUUAUAACCGAAGAGCUUAUGCAGAAAUUGCGAAUCCGAAAAGAAAAAUUCGCUCUAAAUAUAGUUGGAAUUGGCAAUCCAAAUAAAAGGGUCCAAGGUAAACUAAAAACCUAUAUAAAAUCGAGGAUCAACAAUUUUGAGUUUUCGGCGGACUUUUGGGUAAUGCUUUCGAUAUCAGUAAAUCAUCCAGAUCGGACUGUAAACACAAAUGGCUGGAAAAUCCCACAUAAUAUUGAACUAGCUGACCCAAGUUUCUACAAGUGUCAGAAAAUAGACAUACUUUUAGGAGCUGAAAUAUUCUUUGAUCUGUUAUCGGUGGGUCAGAUCAGAACCAGCCCAAGGCAGCCAACGCUGCAAAAAACUGUGUUAGGCUGGAUAAUUUCAGGCAAGUAUGCCACAAAUAAUAGCUCCAGUGCCCAAGUAAGUAGCACAUUAUGUCAAUUUGAAGAAAGCGUUGCUAGCAUUGAUACUACAAUCCGAAAAUUCUGGGAAUUGGAAGAAAUACCUGCACAAGUAAAUUUCACACGACUGACUCCAGAGCAGGCAAAAUGUGAGGAAUUUUUUUCGAAAACCCAACAGGUUUUACCAUGUGGAAGGCUUCAAGUCAGACUGCCUUUCAAAACCGACCGUAAAUUACUCGGACAUUCGUAUGAAACCGCAGCUCGGCGGUUUCAGGCGCUGGAGAGAAGGACGCUGAAAGAUCCAGUACUUCGUAAAAUGUACCUGGACUUCAUGCAAGAGUAUCUCGAAUUGGGGCAUAUGAGUCCACCAAAUAAUCGACCCUCGAGUGAGCCGCACUAUUUCAUUCCGCACCAGUGUGUGUUAAGACCGCAGAGCACAACUACCAAGUUGCGCGUAGUUUUUGAUGCUUCGAGUCGCACAUCAACACAAGUCGCGUUGAAUGAAACCUUGAUGGUCGGACCGAUCGUUCAAGAGGAGCUUUUUUCGACCCUCCUUCGCUUCCGAUUGCACAAAUAUGCCAUGACUGCCGACAUCACGAAGAUGUAUCGUCAAAUAUUGGUGCACGAAGACGACAGGAACUUCCAGCUCAUAGUGUGGAGACAGGAUCCAUCGGAGCAUUUGCAAAUUUUUCGAUUAAACACCGUAACAUACGGCACAGCGCCUGCACCAUUUCUCGCCACACGGUGUCUGCAAACGCUAAGCGACAAAAAUAAAGCCAAAUAUCCACUCGGUUCCAAAGUCAUUCGGAAUGACUUUUACGUCGACGACCUAUUAAAAGGAUCCCACAGUAUAGAAAGCCUCACCCAGAUACAACAGGAAGUAAAUACAAUUUUAGAAUCGGCAGGCCUGAAAUUAGCAAAGUGGUUUUCCAAUCAUACAAGCUCAUCGAAUAGUGAGAGUCUCCAAAAAUUAUUGCAGCUCAGCGAUACCGACUCCACCAAAACGCUGGGAAUCCACUGGCAGCCGAAAGAUGACAUUUUUCGCUUCAUUCUGGAAGAUAAUUUUAGCGAGCUGCGAGCAACUAAACGUAAUAUUUUAUCAGUUUCCGCUCGCCUCUUUGACCCUCUUGGUUUAUUAGCCCCGCUAGUUACCAAAGCUAAAAUCUUAUUACAAGAGCUUUGGAUUCAAAAGCUAGACUGGGAUGAGUCGAUUCCAUUGCGGCUUGACACUAGCUGGCAAAACUUUAAAGCCAAUUUGUUGCAGCUUCCAUCAAUUAGCAUUCCUCGGUAUGUAAAUACAGUAGGGGUGUGCGAAUCCCAUUCGAUUCGAUAUUCGAGUCGAAUAUCGAAUAGUUCGAAAUAUUCGGAAUUUCCGAAUAGUUUGAAAUAUUCGAAUAAUUCGAGCGAUUUGAAUUAUCCGAAGAAAUAAAAUCCUAAACAGGUUAUUCUAUUAUAGUAAUUCUACAUAAUAAAAAUAAAAUAAAUUUUCUAUCAUUUAAUUAUCGUUGAAUAU
This is a messenger RNA of Anastrepha ludens (Mexican fruit fly), 4016 nucleotides long. RefSeq lists its product as uncharacterized. The transcript has 3 exons. The coding region runs from base 2121 to 3932 and encodes 603 amino acids. The record is from RefSeq and is a predicted model, not a curated record. NCBI's taxonomy places the organism in Eukaryota, Metazoa, Arthropoda, Insecta, Diptera, Tephritidae.